AUGAGCUGUAGUGGGGCUAAAGGGCUUUCGUUAUUGUUUGUUUCUAAAGAAUUAGUAUUGCAGACCAGUGAUCCAGUUUUUGUCGCCCCACCCCCUCCACACGAAGAUCCUGUCAUGAGCAAACCAAGAGCUCGUUUAUGCAAAUUGGAAAAGUCCUCACAAGGAGAGGAGUUCGGUUUCAACUUGCACGCUGAAAAAGGCCGUGGCCACUUCAUUGGUACAGUAGACCAAGGCGGCAUCGGAGACCGUGCUGGUCUUCGAAUGGGCCAGCGUAUUGUUGGAGUGAAUGGCAUGUUGGUCUAUCCGAACACACCUCAUAAGGAAGUUGUUGCACAAAUAAAACGUUCACCUUUACGUACGACACUAUUGGUCGCAUCAGAAGAUGUGGAUAGAUGGUACAAAGAACAUAAUGAAGAGUUUUCGUUUGACUAUGUCGAAGAAGAUACACCAGCUCAACAUCAACAACUCAGCCCACACAGCAUACAGAUAAGUGACGACGAGGAGUUUCACCAGCAUCGACCCAAAGCACAGCCUCAGUCAGACAAAGAAGCUGAUCAUAUGGAGCAAAUUGAAGUAGAAGAAGUGCACGAAGUGGCUUCGGAACACGAGAGCACCCACCACGAGAAAACCGAAGUGGUUCAGCACGAGAGUCAACCGGCCGCCGAGGAUGAACCCGUCGUCCCUGCAGAGGUUGAAGGUGAUCUGCUUGAGGCCGUGUUCUCAGCAUUUCCAGCAGAGACACCGGAUGAAACCAAAGUGGUCUCAGCAGAGCCGGAAAUUCUGACGAAAACCAACGAGUUGCCACUCGUCCAGAUCACCAACGCUCGUCCACCAUCUCGCACUAACUCCACGAAUUCGUCACACGAAAGCGCCGUCGAUGUGCAGCCGCAUUAUGUUCCGACAUACCAGUCCAAGCGUCAAAAUCAGCCUCAGGUUUCUCCGCCAAGCAAUGGAAGCAGUCUGAAUGGAUAUCAAACAUCUACUAAUAGCGUGUCUCCAGUAGCGGACAAAUUAGACAUUUUCUGUCUUUCGGCACAAGAAGCUCGUGAGAGACUGCGUCAGAACAAGAAGAACAUCCAUCGCGGCUUCGACAUGUCGCUAGAGGAGAAGUACAGGCUUGUAAGCAACAUGUGA
This is a messenger RNA of Cooperia oncophora, 1134 nucleotides long. Lineage: Eukaryota; Metazoa; Nematoda; Chromadorea; Rhabditida; Trichostrongylidae. The record is from the annotation of a GenBank genome assembly.